AUGGCCGAAACAAAGAUGGAAUACGUCCGCCUCGGAAACUCAGGACUCAAGAUCUCCAAGAUCAUCCUGGGAACAAUGGGCUACGGCAGCAAAGACUGGCAAGACUGGGUCCUGAACGAAGAAGACGCCCUGCCCCUGAUCGAGCACGCCUACAAGCGCGGCAUCAACACCUGGGAUACCGCCGAUGUCUACUCUCACGGCAAAAGCGAAGAAAUCCUCGGCAAAGCACUGAAACAGUACAACAUCCCCCGCAACCGCGUGGUAAUCAUGACCAAGUGUUUCUUCGGCGUCGACGACACAGGCAACUACCCACCGAUCAGCGCAUCCGGCCGAAACGACAACGACUUCGUCAACCGCGUCGGCCUAUCCCGCAAACACAUUUUCGACGCCGUAGACGCGAGCGUCGCCCGUCUAGGCACGUACAUCGAUGUACUCCAGAUCCACCGUCUUGAUCGGGAGACGCCCCGCGAGGAGAUCAUGAAGGCUCUCAACGAUGUGGUGGAGAGUGGGAAGGUCAGGUAUAUAGGUGCGAGUUCGAUGGCCGCGUGGGAAUUCCAAUCUCUCCAAAACAUCGCCGCGAAUAACAACUGGCACAAGUUCAUUAGCAUGCAGAACUAUCACAAUCUCCUGGCGCGCGAGGAAGAGCGCGAGAUGAUCCCCUACUGCCAGGACGCGGGCGUGGGCAUUAUCCCCUGGUCGCCGAUUGCGCGUGGGGCGCUGGCUCGUCCGUAUGAUUCGCGCGGGACGGUGCGGGAGAACACUGACGGGGCGUUGAAGAUGUUUGUGCGGGCUCGCGAGAGCGAGGCUGAUAAGGCUAUUAUUGGGCGUGUUGAGGAGAUUGCGCAGAAGAAGGGGUUGAGUAUGGCUCAGGUUGCGCUUGCUUGGUCUCUUUCGCAUCAGGGGGAGAAUCCUAUUGUUGGGGUGCAUAGUAUUGGGCGGAUUGAUGAGGCUGUUGAGAGUAUUUCUGUCAAGUUGACUGGUGAGGAGAUUGCUUAUCUUGAGGAGCCUUAUGUUCCUAGGACUGUUACUGCUCUGGAGAGGUAA
Molecule: messenger RNA, 1044 nt
Organism: Penicillium nucicola
Lineage: Eukaryota; Fungi; Ascomycota; Eurotiomycetes; Eurotiales; Aspergillaceae
Product: aldo/keto reductase
Exons: 4
Coding region: 1-1044 (347 amino acids)
Source: RefSeq, a predicted model, not a curated record